AUGUCUGGAUACUCCUUUGUGCGUGACGGCCACCCGUCUCGUCACCAAGUCAAGUUCGAAGACAACGACCUUGAUUCUAUUGAGUCCAAUGGCAAUGAUGUGAACAUGGACCCUCUUGGACAACAAGACGCCGCUACAAAUGAGGCGGAUGAGCAGAUGAACGAAGCCGGGAGAAGUUCUGGCGAUGGACCAAACCCGGCUUUUAACAUAACAACCAACCGUACUGGAGAUGAACCGGAGACUCCAAAGGAUGGGCUGGUCCUGGGAGGUGGUCAAACAAUCAAACUUAUGCUUGUGCCGGACAAACCACCAGCACCUCCACCCGCUCCAGCGAAGGAGAAGAAGCCUCAUCCGCAGGCCAAGAUGAAGAAGUUUUGGAAGAACUUCGAUCCCGAGUACACUGGCAAAGUUACGCGCGUCCUUCCCGACCGCCUCACGGAGAAGGAUCUCAGCGCCGUGACACUUGUUGGUGAGAUCGCUCACAAGGCUGUCAAGUCAUACGAGGACGCCAAGGCAUCUUGUAUCCGAGAUGUGAAACGAAUCAUCAAGGAAUGCCGAGCCUCAAACCAGAAAUACACCGAUUCUCACUGGGAUAUCGAAAGAGAUCUGAAGAUCACGAGGAUCAGGGACUGUCUGGAUGGUCUGAUCAUUGAAGAUGACGACAAAGAAUAUCCGGCAGAUGCAAAGCGAGUCACAGAUAUCUUUGACGAACCGAAGUUCUAUGUCAAUGGUGUUUCCUACGACGAUAUCCUGCAAGGAUCGGCAGGAGAUUGCUGGUUCUUGGCCGCCAUUUCGACCUUGAGCUGCAACCAAGAAUUCAUCGACCGUGUUUGCGUCAUACAAGAUCAAGCCGUUGGAGUCUACGGCUUUGUGUUCCACCGCGAUGGUGAGUGGCACCAGUGCAUAAUUGACGACAAGCUGUACCUCCGCGCACCGGCAUACGACGAGAGCGGGGAUGUAGUCUUGGGACAAUACGGAAUUCGACGGCCAGACCAGGAAGAUCAGUAUCAAGAACUUUUCCAGCGCGGAUCCAAAUCAUUGUACUUUGCUCAAUGCCGAGAUCAAAACGAGACUUGGGUCAGUCUUCUCGAAAAGGCUUAUGCUAAAGCGCAUGGAGAUUAUGCAUCCAUCUCUGGCGGACAGACCGGAGAAGCAAUUGAAGAUCUGACUGGCGGCGUCACGACCGAGAUUUACACUACCAACAUUCUCGAUACAGAUGAAUUUUGGAAGAAUGAGCUCAGCCGCAUCGGAAAAGAUUUCGUCUUCUCUUGUGCUGCUGCACGCUGGCGCGAGUGGCGCCCAUACCUGGUGGCGAACGAAAAGAUCCGAGAGGAACGUCGCUCAGGAAUUGUCAGUCAGCACGCUUAUGCGGUCCUUGACACAUACGAAGGCCAUGGCCAACGGCUGGUCAAGAUCCGCAACCCUUGGGGCCGAAAGGAAUGGACAGGUGCCUGGAGUGACGGUUCCAAGGAGUGGACCGCUGAGUGGUUGACAAGGUUGAACCACCAGUUUGGUGACGAUGGUAUCUUCUGGAUGACUUACAAGGACAUGCUCAGCAAGUACAAAUACAUUGACCGGACUCGCAUCUUUGGUCCGGACUGGCACGUUGCUCAGCAAUGGAUGUCAGUCCAAGUGCCCUGGUCUACGCUGGACUACCAGACAAACCACUUCUCGAUCACCGUUCCCGAAGAUACGGAUGCGGUGAUUGUACUUUCCCAGCUUGAUGAGCGGUACUUCAAGGGAUUGCAGGGCAAGUACAAUUUCACAUUGCAAUUCCGAGUGCAAAAAGACGACGACGAUGAAGAGGAAUACCUCUCCCGCAGCAAGAUGAACUAUGAGCUCAUACGCUCUGUGAAUGUGGAAGUGCACCUGACAAAGGGUACUUAUAGCGUAUUGGUCAAAGUUGAGGCGCAUGCCACUGGACGAGAUGAGGUGGAAAAUGUCAUCCGAAAGAACAUUCACCGACGAGACAAAAUCACCCAAAUUGGCAAAUUGUACGAUCUAGCUCAUCAGAAGGGCCAGCUCCCUUCGCCCUCGUCGUCCGGCGCUACGUCAACUUCCGCAUCUGGAACUUCAACUCCUGUCCCCUUGGGAGCCAGAACUCCGUCCAGCUCGUCGGUUUCUUCGGCGCCCGCAGCAGCGGAUGAGGGCAAACAAGAUUCCGACGACAAUGAAAAAGACCCAAAUCGCAACCCAUGGAACGCAAGCUGUGUGGUCGGGCUUCGUGUGUAUAGUAAGCAGCCGGAGCUCGAGCUCAAGGUCGUCGUGCCAUCUAAAGAAGAUAUCCACGAGAUGCCGACACUUGAUCGAGACGAUGUGGCGAAGAGCGCGCUGGACGAGAUGCAAGCCGUUGCAGAGAAAGUCGAUGAAGUGGUUGGGGACAAGAAAGAAGGGGACGGUGAAGGUGAAGAUGGGCAAGAGGAAAAUGACGAGGCGAAACCAGACGAGGAAGAGACGAAGAAGGCCAUCGCCGAAAACGGGAGGCUACAUGUCGAGACUGACGACGACGACGAAGAAGACGACGACGAAGAGGAAGAAGGCAGUGAGGGCAGCGACGACAACGAUGACGAAGAGUAA
This is a messenger RNA of Fonsecaea multimorphosa CBS 102226, 2577 nucleotides long. RefSeq lists its product as uncharacterized. Gene Ontology annotation, biological process: proteolysis. The transcript has 2 exons. Gene Ontology annotation, molecular function: calcium-dependent cysteine-type endopeptidase activity. Bases 1 to 2577 code for a protein of 858 amino acids. Gene Ontology annotation, cellular component: cytoplasm. The record is from RefSeq and is a predicted model, not a curated record. NCBI's taxonomy places the organism in Eukaryota, Fungi, Ascomycota, Eurotiomycetes, Chaetothyriales, Herpotrichiellaceae.